Molecule: messenger RNA, 786 nt
Organism: Penicillium verhagenii
Lineage: Eukaryota; Fungi; Ascomycota; Eurotiomycetes; Eurotiales; Aspergillaceae
Gene: rsm25
Product: mitochondrial 37S ribosomal protein mS23
Exons: 2
Coding region: 1-786 (261 amino acids)
Cellular component (GO): mitochondrial small ribosomal subunit
Molecular function (GO): structural constituent of ribosome
Source: RefSeq, a predicted model, not a curated record
AUGGGCAAAAUCAACCUCACAGCCCUCCGGGUGCGACAGACCGCGAUCAACCAAUUCGCCAGUGGAAAGAUCAGCAAGCUACCACAAUGGGUUGACGUCGUCCGCGAUAUUCCUCCGUCGGAAGUCUUAGUUCGUGGCCUUCCUCAGCAACAUCAGAUGGUUCGGCAACGAUUGAAGACCGACAAACAAAACAAGAAGGAAGUUGUGUUUGAAGUUGAAGAUAAGCGCCGGAAAUCCAAGAAGCCCAGCCGUCUGUUUCAGCCAGUCGAGCUCAGAUAUGAAGAAGAUGAGCUACGAACGACCUUCUUCAAGGAUCACCCCUGGGAGCUUGCCCGACCUCGCGUGCUUGUCGAGUCCACUGGUAACGACCAUGGACAGUACGAUUGGAGCCGCCUUCAACAGCCCGGAAGGAGACUGGAUGGUGAAAGUGUGGUUCAACGACAGCUUUACCUCUUGGAGAACACACCCGAUAUUACCGUGAGUCGCGCGUACGAUAUUGCCCGCCAAGAAUUCUACAAGCUCCGUUUGCAGGAGGAUAUUGAGCGACGAGUUGCGAAGGAGGAGGCCGAGGCGACCGGUGCCCAAUUUGGCCAGACUCACCUUGAAAUUGGUAUGGAGCUGGAGAACCAACAGCACGAGAAAUGGAAGGAUUGGGCCAAAUUGGAAGCCCAGGUCCUUGGUCAGCGAUCAGCUGCGCUCUCUGGUGCUCCGGAACUUGCAUCGGAGAAGGAAACCGAGAGUUUGGCUCAGGGUCUUGAUAUUGAGCAGCCUGAGGCUGAACGAUAA